AAGGCAGUGGAGGCUUUGACGGCGAAGAAGAUUCGCCUGGUGUCGCUGGUCGGCUGCCCCGGCACCGGCAAGACGUGGUGCGGGUGGCUGGUGGCCUACACCCUGCAGAAGGCGGGCAAGAAGACGCUGCACCUGACCAUCAGGAAUUCGACCGUGACGGCCAUCGCCAACUUCAAGGAGAAGAGGCAGCAGUACGAGGAGGUGCACUGGAACGGGCACAUGCUAAAGCAGGUCCUGGGGGAGUCGCAGUGCCAGGUCUGCAUCGUGGACGUGAGCAUGAACGAAGCCGUUGAAGCGGCUCGCAUCUUCACCGGCAUCCAGCAGCUGAUCGAGGACCAAAAGUUCGCUCACGUGAAGUUCAUGGGGCUGCUGUCUGGCCACGGCCAGGAGAAGAUCACAGGCAAGCAGCUGUGUUUGCAGGUCUUGCAAAAGCUUGUGCUUUGGAGUUGGAGCGAAGAGGAGGUCGCCACUUUCUGUACAAAGCUGAAAGAUGCAGGUUCGAAGCCUCCACCUGACGAGGCCUACAAGGUGUGUGGAGGAACUGUGCGGUAUUUCUUCCGACUUAAAGAAGACGAGAACAGAAUUAGAGAAGCCGUGCGGGGGCUCUCCCAAGAUGAGAUGAAGAAGUUGCUGGCUCUGGAUAUGACCUUAGACGACCAGCAGGGGAAGAACCGCACCAGACUUCUCGCGUUCUUUCCCCGCAACGUUUCCAAUGCAGAGGAUAAGAGCUUCGCAGACGGCAUCAUGUCAGCGCAGCCGAUGCCCCGCUCCGACUUCGUCAUCAAGUUCAUCAAGGAGAACGAGUUCGCAGGGUUCGAGGAGGUUGCAAAGAUGUACAGGAGACUCUCGGUUCAGCUUUCACUUCGCAGCAGCGACGAGAACAUCACUGACACGCAUGUGGAUUGCGCACAUUUCAAUGUGAAGCCCUGCAGCAUAGAAGAGUAUGACGAUGAGAAGAUGGUGGUCGGCGCUGACCUUGUGGGCUACUUCACACCAGACGACCCGCGAUAUCCUGUGCUCGACAGCAUUCUCAGGUACAAGUCUGCCGACAAGACCGAGGUGCUGGCCAUCCAGAUCAGCAUUGCCUUGACUCACCAGCAUGGCAAGCUCGCCCUGCCGAAGUUGCUGCCCCUGCCAGAAAGUGGUAAGCCGCGGUUGGCCUUGUGGGACUUUCCCCCAGGCAAACCUUGCAAGUGGAAACCCGAAGAAUCUGAGCACUGGGAGCUGCUGCAUGUUGGCUGCGAGGGCUUUGACGAGCGUAUGCGUGGCCGCUUGUAA
Messenger RNA from Symbiodinium pilosum, 1278 nucleotides. The record is from the annotation of a GenBank genome assembly. Lineage: Eukaryota; Dinophyceae; Suessiales; Symbiodiniaceae.